Racocetra persica is the source of this 804-nucleotide messenger RNA. The record is from the annotation of a GenBank genome assembly. NCBI's taxonomy places the organism in Eukaryota, Fungi, Glomeromycota, Glomeromycetes, Diversisporales, Gigasporaceae.
AUGCCAUUACCAUAUAGCAAAAGAAAAGGCUAUUAUCAAGACCGUUAUAAAAAGAAGAAGGAGCAAACGGGUGUAAAAAGUUCACCCCCGGAUUUCACACCUCAGAAGUUCACCCCGCCAACCGUAACUAAGAUUGACCAACAACUUGCCAAGGUUAUCACCGCUGCCCUCCAACAAAUUAACCAAGCCAAUACCCUUUUCCGGCAAGAAAUUCGGGAACAUUUGCUCCAACAAGCCAGUAGUAAUGCCGAAGUCUUAAAAAUCGUUAAUCAGUUAGGUGAAAAAGUUAAUAAGUUACGGCAAAAACCCCAAACUAGCCAACAGCUUGGGCAAACCAAAUUCGGAAUAUCCUGGAAACUAUCACCAGGCGGAAAAAAACUGUUAGCCGCCGCUAUUAAGCAAUUAGAAAUCGAGACCGGAAUUUCCAAGGUGCUAGUAGUUGUUAUAGUUGUUGGUUGGGGAAAAAAGUAUCUCGAUAAGCAAAAAGAUUCCUGGGGUCCGUUGGCGGGAAUAUUAGGUGGUAUGGUUAAAACCGAGCCUAAGUCCAAGAGUUUAAAGAGUUUAAAAAGAAACGCCUCGGCUUAUUAUCAUUGCUUAGCUGAUUGUUGUAGCAAGGGAGAGUGUGGCAAUAUAACUAAAUGCACGCAUCAUUGCAAGACCAAAGCUCCGGCUCUAGCCGUGCAACGAGCCCAAGAAGUUAAAAAAUUCACGGAUGCUUAUAUUCAAAUGGGUGAGAGUGCUAAAAACUUGUUUGGUUUCUUCUUCGGUAAUAAUGGCAAAGGCAAAACUAAAAGUUUGCGAUAA